AUGAACGUGAUUGCCCAACAUCGCCCAAAAGUGUCUCCCGAAAGGGAUCCUUCGACUUUGUCCAACUACUACAACUUUAAAGUGCAUCACACGACACUCGCCUUUGAGGUUGACUGGGAGAAGAGGAUUCUUCACGGAAGCAGCACGAUCGAGUUGGAGGCAACGACAAAUGUGUCAGAAAUACACUUGGACACGUCUUUUUUGGAUUUUGGAAGUGCCGCUAUCAAUGGUGAAAAUGCACAAUUCAAGUUUGGCGAACAAGGUAUCUUGGGUUCCGUGUUGCAGAUCGUGUGUGGGUCUGAGAUCCCUUUGGGCACCAAGUUCUCCUUGGAGCUCAAAUGGAACACCACAGAGAAGUGUACAGCAUUGCAAUUCCUCGAUAAGAAUGCCACUGACGGCAAGAGGGAGCCCUACUUCUUCUCUCAGUGCCAGGCCAUCCACGCCAGAAGUCUUCUCCCAUGUUUCGAUACUCCUGCUGUGAAGUCGCCUUACACUUUCUCUGUCAAGUCAUCGCUUCCAGCCUUGAUGAGCGGCAGACCAGCAGGUGUAGAAGGAAACAAGUACAAGUUUGAGCAGCCUAUUCCUAUUCCAUCGUACUUGGUUGCAAUUGCUUCAGGUGACAUCACCAAGUUGCCAAUUGGGCCUCGUUCUCACGUCUACUCCGAGCCCAGCCGUGUUGGAGCUUGUCAGCACGAGUUUGAGCACGACAUGGAGAACUUCUUGCAAGAAGCAGAAAAUUUGGUGUUCCCAUACGAGUGGGAUCAGUACGAUGCGUUGGUCUUGCCUCUGAGCUUCCCAUAUGGAGGCAUGGAAAACCCAAACGCUUCUUUCGUGACGCCUACCUUGAUCAGCGGCGACAGACAAAAUGUCGAUGUGAUUGCGCACGAGCUUGCCCAUUCGUGGUCUGGUAACCUCGUCACAAACUGCUCAUGGGAGCAUUUUUGGCUUAACGAGGGCUGGACCGUUUACUUGGAGAGACGUAUACAAGCAGCCAUCCAUGGGGAAGCCACAAGACACUUCUCUGCCAUCAUUGGAUGGUCUGAUUUGGAGAACAGCAUAAAGGCUAUGGGCGAUAACGCUGGGAGGUACUCGACAUUGGUACAAGACUUGAAGGACAGAAGUGACCCGGACGACGCCUUCUCUACUGUGCCAUACGAAAAGGGCUUUAAUUCAUUGUUCCUUAUCGAGAAGAAGGUUGGCGGAACUAAGGUGUUUGAUCCUUUCAUUCCUUACUACUUCAACAAGUUCAAGUACUCAUCGCUAGACACAUACCAGUUCAUCGACACCCUUUACGAUUUUUUUAAGGACCACAAGAAGCAGCUUGAUAAAAUUGACUGGGAGCUGUGGCUUUACAAGCCCGGAAUGCCGCCAGUCAAGCCAGAAUUCGAUACCACCAUGGUAGACCAGUGCUACAAUUUGGCGGACAAAUGGGUGAAUGCUGUCAAGAAGGGAGAAGACUUGCUGCUGAUUUUUAGGCCUUCCGACAUUGAGGUUUUCACUGCCAAUCAGUCAGUUGUAUUCUUGGACACCUUAGCCUCCUUUAAUAAGCUCGACAACUUCCAGUGGAAGCAUCACCAAGAUGCCUUGCACGUGAUAGACCAAGUAUACAGCGCAUACUCCAACUCAUCUAACGCUGAAGUAUUAUUCCGCUGGUUUGUGUUGCAAGUUGGUGGAGAGAACAGGAAGUUUUACGACAGAUUAGGUCAGUGGUUGGGCACCGUGGGCAGAAUGAAGUUCGUCAGACCCGGAUACAGGCUCUUGGAUACGGUGGACCAUGAACUUGCUGUCAAAUACUUCCAUCAAUUUGAGUCUGGGUACCAUCCGAUUUGCAGAGCCAUGGUGAAGAAAGACCUUGGGUUAUAA
This is a messenger RNA of Candidozyma auris, 1863 nucleotides long. It is a transcript of the gene LKH1, whose product is annotated as bifunctional aminopeptidase/epoxide hydrolase. Gene Ontology annotation, cellular component: cytosol. Gene Ontology annotation, molecular function: epoxide hydrolase activity; metallopeptidase activity; aminopeptidase activity. Lineage: Eukaryota; Fungi; Ascomycota; Pichiomycetes; Serinales; Metschnikowiaceae. Gene Ontology annotation, biological process: proteolysis. The record is from RefSeq and is a predicted model, not a curated record. The transcript has a single exon. The coding region runs from base 1 to 1863 and encodes 620 amino acids.